This is a messenger RNA of Tripterygium wilfordii, 2573 nucleotides long. RefSeq names its product pentatricopeptide repeat-containing protein At2g33680-like. Lineage: Eukaryota; Viridiplantae; Streptophyta; Magnoliopsida; Celastrales; Celastraceae. Gene Ontology annotation, molecular function: RNA binding; protein binding. The record is from RefSeq and is a predicted model, not a curated record. Bases 82 to 2370 code for a protein of 762 amino acids. The transcript is spliced from 2 exons. Gene Ontology annotation, biological process: RNA modification.
CGAGUGCUUUAUACAAGAUAUAACGGUAUUCUGUUACUAAAUGUUCGUUGCUCUUCGCACUGCCACCGCCAACAUUCCACAAUGAACUUCUCAGUCAAGCUCAAUGUUUCUCAGCCUCAUCUGCCUCAACUCCCAGCCUCGGUCUCAAGCAACAACGUUCGAAGUCCAGCUGCUGCUUUGGCAUCUCAAUUUACCCAAAACUCAUUUGUAGGACUGAAAUACCAGUUACCCAUUUCAAUCACGGUCGAUGAAGUGAACUGCAGGUCUCAAAUUGAAGAAUUGGCUGAUCUCCUGCGUGACUCUGGGGAUAGAGGUUCUAUCAGGGAAGCAAAGGCCAUUCAUGGGUAUGUGCUAAAGUCUGGUUUUGUAGAUGAGGACUUGUUGGUUUUAUUGAACCAUGUUCUUCGUGUGUUCACCAAAUGCUCAGAUUAUACUGCUGCUUGUCAGGUGUUUGAUAAAAUGUUUCAAAGAAACAACGUCUCUUGGACUAUAAUGAUAUGUGGGUCUACAGAGAAUGGUUUUUACCUCGAUGGUUUUCGGUUCUUCUACGAAAUGCUUGACAGUGGAGUCUUGCCUGAUAAAUUUACGUUUUCUGCAAUUAUACAGAAUUGUAUUGGCUUAGAUUGUCUGGAAUUGGGUAAAAUGGUGCAUGCGCAGGUUAUUGUAAGAGGCUUUGCAUGUCAUACUUUUGUAAGUACGGCACUGCUUAACAUGUAUUCAAAGUUGGGAGAGAUUGAGAAUUCGAGUUUGGUUUUCCGUUUAAUGACCGAAAAAAAUGAAGUCUCUUGGAAUGCAAUGAUAUCAGGGUUUACAUCAAAUGGCCUUUAUUUAGAAGCCUUUGAUCUUUUCUUAAGAAUGAAGGAUGAAGGAAUUACGCCAAAUAUGUAUACGGUUGUUAGUGUCUCAAAAGCAGUGGGGAAAUUAGGUGAUGUUGAUAAAGGCACGGAAGUGCAUCAGGUUGCCUCUAAUUUGGGUGUGGAGUGUACUGUUCUUGUUGGAACUGCUCUUAUUGAUAUGUAUUCAAAAUGUGGAUCUUUGAAUGAUGCAAGGUCUAUUUUUGACAAGAAUUUCGACGCUUGUGGGGUUAACAUGCCAUGGAAUUCAAUGAUUUCAGGGUAUUCCCAGUGUGGGUGUAGCCAAGAAGCUUUGGAACUCUACGUGACAAUGUGUCAGGAGGAUAUAAAAGCAGAUCUUUACACUUUUGGUAGUAUAUUCAAUGCAAUUGCUGCUCUAAAGAAUUUGAGGUUUGGAAAGGAAGUUCAUGCAAUGGUUUUGAAGUAUGGAGAUGGUUUGAUGGUUACUAAUGUUCAAAAUGCACUUGCUGAUGCAUAUGCUAAAUGUGGAUCUCUUGAAGACGUUGUGAAGGUCUUUGACAGGAUGAAAGAGAGAGACAUAGUAUCUUGGACGACAAUGGUGACUGCUUACGCCCAUUGUUCUGAAUGGGAUGAGGCACUGUUCACUUUCUCCCGGAUGAGGGAAGAUGGUUUCGCACCUAACCACUUUACCUUCUCCAGUGUGUUUGCAUCAUGUGCUAGCCUGUGUUUACUGGAUUAUGGUAGGCAAGUCCAUGGCAUUUUGUGUAAGGCUGGGCUGGACAGUGACAUGUGCAUAGAGAGUGCACUGAUAGACAUGUAUGCCAAAUGUGGGGGUAUAGCUGAUGCAGGAAAAGUGUUCAAGAGGAUUCCUAGCCCUGAUAAUGUAUCGUUGACUGCAAUGAUUUCUGCUUAUGCUCAACAUGGUUUCACAGAGGAUGCACUUGAUCUUUUUAUGAGAAUGGAGCAAUUGGGUAAGAAACCCACCGCGGUUACCUUAUUAUGUGUUUUGUCUGCUUGCAGUCAUGGAGGUAUGGUUACGGAGGGCCUACGUUAUUUCAAGCUGAUGGAGGAAAAAUACGGUUCAGAACUUGAUAUGGAACAUUAUGCAUGCGUUGUUGAUCUCUUAGGUCGAGUUGGACGACUGGAUGAUGCAAUGGAGUUUGUAAGAAGUAUGCCAAUCAAUCCCAAUGAAAUUAUCUGGCAAACCUUGUUAGGAGCAUGUAGGAUUCAUGGCAAUAUUGAGUUGGCAGAAGUUGCGGCAAUGAAAGUUCUCUCUGCUAGACCUGAGCACUCAGCUGCAUAUGUUCUUUUGUCGAACACAUAUAUCGAGACCGGGAGUCUUGCCGAUGGACAUUUUCUAAGAGAUGUCAUGAAAAAACGAGGUGUGAAGAAGGAACCAGGUUAUAGUUGGAUUUCUAUUGAAGGUGGAAUUCACAAAUUCUAUUCAGGAGAUGAACGACAUCCAGAAAAAGAUGGCAUAUAUACAACAUUAGAAGACCUGAAUCAAAAAGUCAAGUCCAUGGUCUGUGCAAGAAGCUUGAGCUGUACUAUGUGAAAAAGUGGCAACAAUUGACAUGGGAUAAUGCAAGUUUAUUCAACUUUCACAUUCGAAAAAGAAAAUGGCUAUUGUAUAACAGUUAUGAUACGGAUACAGCUGACAUCUCAAUUAUCCCAGCUGUUGAGUUGUAUGCACGCAUGCAUAGGAUUUUAUGUGAAAGUUCCAAUACUCUAUGCAUUUAUGCAACAAUACAUAAAAAA